CCGAGCAGGAAGCGAGCCCGGCGGCCGCGUUUUCCUGGGGAAGAGGCGGGCGGGGCGGCGCAGCCAGCGGAGCCCGGGCAGCCGCCGCGGCCGCCUGGAUGGGGUGUUGAAAAAUCUGCUCUAGAGCUUUGGAAGGCUGAAUGGACUAAACAUGAAGAGCCUGAAGGCCAAGUUCAGGAAGAGUGAUACCAAUGAGUGGAACAAGAACGAUGACCGCCUGCUGCAGGCCGUGGAGAAUGGAGAUGCAGAGAAGGUGGCCUCGCUGCUGGGCAAGAAGGGGGCCAGCGCCACCAAGCACGACAGUGAGGGCAAGACCGCUUUUCAUCUUGCUGCUGCAAAGGGACAUGUGGAGUGCCUCAGGGUCAUGGUUACACACGGUGUGGAUGUGACAGCCCAAGAUACAACCGGACGCAAUGCUUUGCACCUCGCAGCCAAGAACAGCCACCAUGAGUGCAUCAAGAAGCUCCUUCAGUCUAAAUGCCCAGUUGAAAGUACUGACAGCUCUGGGAAAACAGCUUUACACUACACAGCGGCACAGGGUUGCCUCCCAGCUGUGCAGGUUCUCUGUGAGCACAAGAGCCCCAUCAACCUCAAGGAUUUAGAUGGGAAUAUACCAUUGCUUCUUGCAGUGCAAAAUGGCCACAGUGAGGUCUGUCGUCUCCUCCUGGAUCAUGGAGCAGAUGUCAAUUCCAGAGACAAAAACGGAAGAACUGCUCUCAUGCUGGCGUGUGAGACUGGCAGCUCUAACAUUGUGGAAGCCUUAAUUAAAAAGGGUGCAGACCUAAACCUUGUAGAUUCUCUUGGACACAAUGCCUUACAUUAUUCCAAACUCUCAGAAAACGCAGGAAUUCAAAGCCUUCUAUUAUCAAAAAUCUCUCAGGAUGCUGAUAUCAAGACUCCAACAAAACCAAAGCAGCAUGAUCAAGUCUCUAAAAUAAGCUCAGAAAGAAGUGGAACUCCAAAAAAACGCAAAGCUCCACCACCUCCUAUCAGUCCAACCCAGUUGAGUGAUGUAUCUUCCCCAAGGUCAAUAACUUCAACACCACUUUCAGGAAAGGAAUCAGUAUUUUUUGCUGAACCACCUUUCAAGGCUGAGAUCAGUUCUAUACGAGAAAACAAGGACAGACUAAGUGACAGUACUACAGGUGCUGAUAGCUUAUUGGACAUCAGUUCUGAAGCUGAUCAACAAGAUCUUCUUGCUCUAUUGCAAGCCAAAGUUGCUUCCCUUACCUUACACAAUAAAGAAUUACAAGAUAAACUACAGGCCAAAUCACCCAAGGAGGCAGAAGCCGACCUCAGCUUUGACUCUUACCAUUCCACCCAGACUGACUUGCCACCAUCUCUGAGCAAACCCAGCGAAGCCUCUCCCCCAGAAUCCAAAUCAUCUCCGUCUGUCUUAACAGAUCUCUUGGGCAAAUCGACUGUUGACAGCGAUGUCAGAAUUCAGCAACUCCAAGAGGUUUUGCAAGACUUGCAGAAGAAAUUGGAGAGCUCUGAAGCUGAGAGGAAACAGCUGCAGGCCGAACUCCAGUCCCGAAGGCCCGACCCUGUGGGCUUGAACAACACAGAGAUUUCGGAGAACGGCUCUGACCUCAGCCAGAAACUUAAAGAAACUCAGAGCAAGUAUGAGGAAGCCAUGAAGGAAGUCCUUAGUGUGCAGAAGCAGAUGAAACUGGGCCUUGUCUCGCCCGAAUGCGUGGAGAGCUAUUCCCAUCUCCGUGAGCUGAGGGUCACGGAGGAGGAGUUGGAUGUGCUGAAGCAGGAUCUACAGAAGGCAUUAGAGGAAAGUGAGAGAAAUAAAGAGAAAGUGAGAGAGUUGGAGGAGAAACUUACAGAGAAGGAGAAGAGCGCCGUGACUAAGCCACCUGGGGAAGAGUACGAGGAGAUGAAGAGUUCCUAUUGCUCUGUUAUUGAGAAUAUGAAUAAGGAGAAAGCGUUUUUGUUUGAGAAAUACCAAGAGGCUCAAGAAGAAAUUACGAAAUUGAAAGACACGCUGCAAAGUCAGAUGACACAGGAAGCCAGCGAUGAAGCUGAGGACAUGAGAGAGGCCAUGAACAGGAUGAUCGAUGAACUCAAUAAGCAGGUGAGUGAGCUGUCGCAGCUAUACAAGGAAGCGCAGGCCGAGCUGGAGGAUUACCGGAAGAGGAAGUCUCUGGUGGACGUAACAGCUGAAUACAUCCCUAAAGCAGAGCACGAGAAACUGAUGCACGUGACAAACGCAUCCAGGGCUAAAGCAGAAGAGGCACUUAACGAAAUGAAGUCUCAGUAUUCCAAAGUGUUGAACGAGCUGAGCCAGCUCAAGCAGCUGGUAGAUGCACAGAAAGAGAAUUCUGUCUCUAUUGCAGAACACCUGCAAGUGAUAACCACGCUGCGCACCUCUGCGAAAGAGAUGGAAGAAAAAAUCAGCAGCCUGAAGGAGCACCUUGCAAGCAAGGAGGGGGAAGUGGCAAAGCUGGAGAAGCAACUCCUAGAAGAGAAAGCUGCUAUGACCGAUGCAAUGGUACCCAGGUCUUCCUAUGAAAAGCUCCAGUCAUCCUUGGAGAGCGAAGUGAGUGUGUUGACAUCCAAGUUAAAGGAGUCGCUAAAAGAGAAAGAGAAGGUCCAUUCGGAGGUGGCCCAGAUCAGAAGUGAGGUCUCCCAAGUGAAAAGGGAAAAGGAAAAUAUUCAGACCCUCUUGAAAUCCAAAGAGCAGGAAAUAAAUGAACUUCUGCACAAAUUCCAGCAUGCUCAGGAAGAACUGGCGGAGAUGAAAAGGUACUCUGAGAGCUCUUCAAAACUGGAGGAAGAUAAAGAUAAAAAGAUCAAUGAGAUGGCGAAGGAAGUCACCAAGUUGAAGGAGGCCCUGAACAGCCUCUCGCAGCUCUCCUACUCAACAAGCUCAUCCAAAAGACAGAGUCAGCAGCUGGAAGCGCUACAGCACCAGGUCAAACAGCUACAGAACCAGCUGGCUGAAUGCAAGAAACAACAUCAGGAGGUCAUAUCAGUCUAUAGAAUGCACCUUCUGUAUGCUGUACAGGGCCAGAUGGAUGAAGAUGUCCAGAAAGUCCUGAAGCAAAUUCUUACCAUGUGUAAAAACCAGUCCCCAAAGAAGUAAAACGAAUUCCUUGGCAGGACACUGGCCCCUUGUUGUCCAUCCUUGUGUUCGAUCUGGCGUUGUUGGCAACCACUGCCAUUGUUCUAGUUGUGGUGUGCACUGUGACCCAGCAUAGCUUCUUCCCUUCCUGAAAGGGUUCUGAGAAUUGGUUUCAGAGGACUGCCCUCCUCAGAACUGCAUAGAGAUUUCCAACCAGCAGGGGUGAAAGUUCCUGUCAUCCUGGAUUCCAGGGCUAGGAUCAGCCACGCCCAGAGGUCUGGUCCUGAUGCUGGCAGGUGGCACCCUCCUCGGUGGUUUCAUCAUCCCCAGGGAUGUGCUGAGGCCUCCAUGCAGUGAAUGCUGCUUCAGUUCCUACACUCAGCCUGUGCCGUUCGGCACAGGAGAACUCUUUUUGCCUUUGCUUCCAAUCCCAAAACAUGAUUUAAUUUCUAACCAAAUGGCACUAGUUGUGAAGUGCAUGUUUAAUAUCCUUUAUUUUGACAUCCUGUGGAUUUAAAAGCUCUGAUACCAUCUGCACCCUGCCUCCAUCUGCCUUACCUAUCUCAACACCUUGCUUAUCGGUCUCAUAAUUUGAUAAGCACUAUUAACUGAAGUACGAACUUUGAAAAGAAAAGCAAAAUGUCCUUAAAAAUUUUAAGUGAAUCGUUGACAUAUUGCAAAUUUUCUAUGCAAACUUGCCUCCUUCUGUUAUCUGUGAACCUCAGGAAAUCCGAGCAUUUGUGUUUUCAACAAGGGACAGUAAACUGUGUGUUUACAGCCAAAAGAAAUGCCUCAUAAAAGUUCUUAACCUCAAUUUUUAAGAAGUGUUUUUUUUCUCUCUAUAAUAUUUUUAUUGGCUCUUAAAGAUGUUUUCAUAUCUAAACCCCUAAAGUGAAAUUACAUUAGAUUAUAUUAACAGAAUAUUUUUUAGGUAACCAUGCUUACGACUUUAUAAAAAUAGAACUGUUUUCAGCUACAGCAAAAGGUAGUUAUGUAGCCCAAACUUAAUAGGAGCUGCCCCAGUACCCCCAGGAUUCCUGCCAUUGUGUCCCCAGAACUGUUGUGUAUUUCUGAAGAUAGUAUAUCCCCUUUUUUUACCCAUUGAAGUUGUUUGAAUGUCCCAACUCUACAAGCACCCAUAAGUUAUUUCUGGAAGGAUUGUUAGUACCAAUCAGUAAUUCGACUUUGAAGCUAAAAACCCUGAAAUGGUAACAUUAUGGUGCAUAACGUGGGUAUUGGGGGGAGAAAUUUCUGUUCAGUUUACAUUUCAGGUGAAAAAAAUGUUUCUAACUUGCUUGCAGCUUCUCUUAGGGCAUCAAGCUUAUUGAGGAGAUAAACAGAAUGCAGACCUCCUCAAAGUGUGGAGCAAAAGUGAGGGCCUACUUAGAAAGGGCCCACGUCCCUUUGGGCUGCCCAGGCUCUGAGGGCAUGCUCGGCUGAACUGUCUGAUUCGUUCAUCUGUAUUGGAUGAGGACCAACGACAGCAAAACAAAAAUGGCUUUGAAACUUGCUGUUACUUUUCUUAAGUUGUUUAAUUAUGGUUAAGCAAUUUGAAAAAUGCUCCAAAGAAAUGUGAAAGGACGUUGUCACAGCACUUAAGAAAAUAUAAAAGAGCAUUCCCCGACAGCCCCCGCACAGAAAUGCUGCAGAGUAUAAAACUUGAGACAUUUUGUAGGAUGCCUGACAAAGUGUAGCCUUUUAUCUUGUUUCAGGAUACAUAUUUAUUACAAGUACUCUGGUUAAAUAUUGAAAAGUUAUAUGCUGUAGUUUAGCUUUUUGUCUUUGUAAUUUACAGAAGUUAUUGCAGAAAAUAAACUUGUUUCAUUUUGCA
Lepus europaeus (European hare) is the source of this 4904-nucleotide messenger RNA. RefSeq names its product retinoic acid induced 14 (gene RAI14). Lineage: Eukaryota; Metazoa; Chordata; Mammalia; Lagomorpha; Leporidae. The record is from RefSeq and is a predicted model, not a curated record. Gene Ontology annotation, molecular function: actin binding.